AUGAAAAGUGUGUCUUCUUCCCGAUCGGGAUCAGAACAUAAUACGCGAAAAAGAAGAGCCGCUCUGUCGCUAUCGCCUGAGCCUUUGACUCCUUCAUACCCAUCCAAGCAUUUAAAUACGAAAGCCGAGCAGAACUACGAUCUCCUGGCCAAUACAGCCCAUAUGCUGGAUACGCAGGCACAGUUAGUGGAGACGAUAGUUCGCUUCAAUGUGUACGUAAAUGAGCUCUUCCAGCUUCAGGAAUUUGGAUCUUUGGUGGAUUGGAAUCCUACGGAUUUCUCGCCCGCAUGGGCUGCUGUGAACGGUUCAGCAAUGCCGGAGGUAUUCCAGUACUUUGUAGAUAAACAUAAGUAUAAGCUUAUAUGGGAUGAGGCGCUGCUUCCGAAUAUGGACAGCAUUCCUUUAAGACUACAGAAGAAACAGAUGCAAGAACGUGAAGCCAUUCUCCGCGAGAAAUACCCAUUUAUGGACGAGGUGCUUCGUGUGUGUGAAAAUAAUGAGAUUGACUUGUUGACUUUCGAUGAUCUGCCGGCUGUAGCCCGUAAACCGGUGCCUUCCACUGCUGUUAGACAUAGACCCUCAAUCAAGAGACACAAACGCGCCAAGGGUAUGGAAGCGGUCCGUGGAUUUGACAUCGACUUUUUAGCAUAUGACUGUGAUGAUCUUUCGGAUGUUUCUGAUGUGUCAUUGUCUGGCCUAGACUCCUCAUUUAAAUUGAAAACAGUCAAGUUCUCUCUCCCGCCUCCAAAAAUCACACAUCCCUCGCAUAUCCCUACUUGGAAACCCUCGCUACUAGAGUUUGGUGCUGAAAACGACACUGAGGAGUCUGCGAAAUUGUUGGAGUAUAAAGCUGAACCGAUCGAAAUAGUUUCUGAUAAAAAGCGCACCCUACGCGCUCCUACUGUCGAGUCUCGGAUUUCUAAAUUCAUGGAAGCAAACAGAUUUGCUAUUGUCGAUGAUUCAAGUGGUGCGUCCACUGGGAACUACGAAGUAAUUUUAAACGAUCAAAAAGAUAUGCUCAGAAAGCUCCACACCAAGAUUUAUGAGGAAAAUAGAAUUGAACACAAUGGAGUUUCUUUUGAACAGCGAAAGAUUGCUGUUCCAACGCUCACCAGUAAGCUUUUUCUGGAUUACUUCAGAGAGAAUGGCUCUGUCUUCCCUAGAAUACAAGGUGCCAAUAAUGACAUGACCUCGCACGAUUUCUUGAUGACUCAAGGCUUAAAAUUUGCGAAUAACGUGGCACGUUAUAGACGAUAUCAUGUCUCUAAAGCCGGCAAAAUUGCUCAAAUGGUGGAGCAGCAUUUCCGGAGAAAGGCCGGUGAAAAAGAGAGGCUUGCCCGUGAACAGGAACAAAACCUUAGGAAAAUGGGUAGAAUUGCUAUUCAAGCUGUCAAGAAAAGAUGGUCGCAGGCGAACAAGGUAUACAGGCAUUUACAGCAUGAAAGAGAGGAAGAAGAGAAAAUGGUCAAGGGCCAGGAGCAACUCAACCGAGUCCUUGAUUACUCAAACCAGUUAUUAGGUGUUCAGCGCACAAACUCUUCCAGAGAGGCUACCGAAAUGGAAUCCCUAAACGAAGAGUCUAAUGAUGAUAGUCGCAGAACCCUCGACUCGACUCCGAAUCCUGAAAGUGAUACUGUCGAUAGCGAAUUUACUGCAGAUGAAAACAAAAAUGGAGCUGCUCUUGAUACCAAUGGGUCUGGUUCAGAGGAGGAAGAGGAUAUUCAAGGAGAUGGCCUUGCUGCACUCUACGGCAAUGACUCUAAGCCAAAGGAUGCUACAUACUCAACAGAUUAUAAUGAAGAGCAGAAGAAGCUUAUUGAGAGUAUUUCAACAUCCGGACCCAAUGAGUUAGACUCCGAUGACUUCUCUGAUUCUAUGGAUGAUGAACUGAGCACUUCCUCUGAAAGUGCUAGUGAAUCCGAGGAUGAAAUGGAAGUCGACGAGGAAGAGGGAAGUAAAACUUCUAAUGGUGACGUCUCGAGGAGCAAGAAAGAAGAUGAGACUGAAAAUGUGAAAACUGAGGAAAUCAAUGGAUUGAGAGUUAAAGAAGUCCCACUCCCAUCCUUACUCAGAGGAACUCUCCGGCCUUAUCAAAAACAAGGUCUUAAUUGGUUGGCCAGUUUGUAUAACAACGACACAAAUGGAAUUCUUGCAGAUGAGAUGGGUUUGGGUAAAACUAUCCAAACUAUAUCUUUGUUAUCGUAUCUUGCAUGUGAACACCAUAUAUGGGGACCGCAUUUGAUCAUUGUCCCGACAUCUGUGAUGCUUAAUUGGGAAAUGGAAUUCAAAAAGUUUGCGCCUGGUUUCAAGGUUUUGACAUACUAUGGAUCUGUCCAAGAGAGAGCACAAAAAAGAAAGGGUUGGAAUAAAGAAGAUGCCUUUCAUGUUUGUAUCACAUCCUAUCAAUUAGUCGUUCAUGACCAGUCAUCAUUCAGGAGAAAGAAGUGGCGAUACAUGAUUCUUGACGAAGCUCACAACAUCAAAAACUUUCGCUCAACUAGAUGGAAUGCCCUUCUUAACUUCAGCACCGAGAAUCGUUUACUUCUCACAGGUACACCAUUGCAAAACAACUUAAUGGAGCUUUGGUCUUUGUUGUACUUCCUUAUGCCAUCCUCGAAAGUUGAGCAAAUGAUGCCAGAGGGAUUUGCUAACUUUGAGGAUUUCCAACAAUGGUUUGGAAAACCCGUUGAUAAAAUUCUUGAGAAAACAGGCACCGGAGAUGUCAUUGAGGAGAAUGUAACGAGCACACUAGACAAAGAAACCAAAGACACGAUUGCUCGAUUGCACCAAGUCUUGCGUCCAUACUUACUUCGUCGUCUCAAAAAAGAUGUUGAGAAACAGAUGCCAGGAAAAUAUGAACACAUUGUCUACUGUCGACUUUCUAACAGACAAAGAUACUUGUACGAUGACUUCAUGUCAAGAGCCAAGACGAAGGAGACUCUUCAGUCAGGAAAUUUUUUGUCCAUCAUUAAUUGUUUGAUGCAGUUGAGAAAGGUGUGUAAUCAUCCUGACUUGUUUGAGGUUCGCCCCAUCGUGACCUCCUUUUCUAUGCCAAGAGCCGUUUCCAACACCUACAACACUGCCAAUCAAACCGUUCUUAGUCUUCUUAAUGCUAAUCAGAGCCCAGAAGUUUCUCUAGAGGUUCUCAAUGCUGAUAUUACUUGUCAAGAUGACCUCAACUACUUUGGCGCGGCAGCAAAGCAACGUCUUAUGUCUAACAAGAAGCUCGAGGAGCAGGUGCAAGAAUUGGACAACUUGAUUGAGCAAGGGCGAGACGUUGAGUCCUCAACCCUUUCUGAGGGACCACUUGCCAAUUUGAUCCAUAUCAAUCAGCGCUUGAAAUUGGAAGAACAAAUCAAUUUGAGAGAUAGAUUACAACAGGUUAUCUAUUUGAACACGCUUAGGUGCCUGCGGAGGCCAAUGUACGGAGAUUCUCUUUUACGUUUCGUCGAGAAAGCCACGUACAAGAAGAAUUGCGAGUUGGUGGAUACCAUGAUCAUGGAUAUUCCUACGCGUAAGCAAUUCAUGGCACCUUCUGUUGAAAAGUUUGCCGUCAUCACGCCAACAGUCGUGGCACUUGAUAUGAAAGACCAAAUCAUUCCUGUCAGUACACAAUCUCAAGUGAGAGAAGAUGUACAGAAGGAUCUCAUCUCUAAUCCAUAUCAUCAUGCCCAAGUCAAGUUGUCUAUUGCUUUCCCGGAUAAACAACUACUUCAAUAUGACUGUGGUAAGUUGCAAAAAUUGGCGACACUACUUCAUGAUUUAGUUCCAAAAGGUCAUCGCGCUUUAAUCUUCACUCAAAUGACCAAAGUUUUGGACAUAUUGGAGCAGUUUUUAAAUAUUCAUGGCUACAGAUAUAUGAGAUUGGAUGGUGCCACAAAGAUCGAGGAUCGACAAUUAAUGACAGAAAAAUUCAACCGUGACCCGAAGAUCCCGGUCUUUAUUUUAUCUACGCGUUCUGGUGGUCUUGGAAUUAAUUUAACAGGUGCAGACACUGUAAUCUUCUAUGACUCUGAUUGGAAUCCAGCUAUGGAUAAGCAAUGUCAAGACCGUUGUCACAGAAUCGGACAGCUGAGAGAUGUGCACAUUUACCGGUUUGUCUCUGAGUACACCAUUGAGUCCAACAUUCUCAAAAAAGCUAAUCAAAAGAGACAGUUGGAUAAUGUAGUGAUUCAGGAGGGAGAUUUCACCACAGACUAUCUAGGCAAGUUCUCUGUCCGAGAUUUGGUGAAUGACACAAGCAUUAUCAGUAAUUUAUCAGACAAGCCGAUCGGCGAAAACGUCAAUGCUGAUUUGUUGGCACAAGCAGAAGAUGAAGCGGACCGAAAGGCGGCAAAAGAAGCGAUGAAGGAGGUUGCUGUGGACGAAGAUGAUUUCGAUGAAUCCGGAAAGGAUCCAGGAAAGCCAAAGAGAAGCGGCGAUGAUGGUUUCGAGGACGAGGAUUACGACGAUGGAAUUGGACACAUCGAUGAGUACAUGUUGCGCUUCAUUGGUGAAGGAAAUUAUGUCGAAUGA
Molecule: messenger RNA, 4515 nt
Organism: Australozyma saopauloensis
Lineage: Eukaryota; Fungi; Ascomycota; Pichiomycetes; Serinales; Metschnikowiaceae
Gene: SWR1
Product: chromatin-remodeling protein
Exons: 1
Coding region: 1-4515 (1504 amino acids)
Biological process (GO): chromatin remodeling
Cellular component (GO): Swr1 complex
Molecular function (GO): ATP-dependent chromatin remodeler activity; ATP hydrolysis activity; ATP binding
Source: RefSeq, a predicted model, not a curated record